CCCGGGCUCGGGCGAGCCCCGGCUGUGACGCUGUCCGGGCUGCAUGAAGCUGCGCGGCAGGCCCGGCCUGGCCGUUGCCAUGGGCAGCGCCAUAGCAGCGCUGCUGGUUUUCUAUUGCGCGCUCUCGGGAUCCCAGGUAUUAAGAGCAAUUGCUUUUUACUCCCCUUGGAGGAUAGAGCAACAGCUUUACAAGCUGGAUGUAGGCUGGCCUAAACGUCCAGAAUAUUUCACUGGGCAAACAUUUUGUGUUGCUGUUGACCCUCUCCAUGAUCUGGUUUAUGUUGCACAAAGAGGGGCUAAUGUACCAAAGGUACUAGUGUUUUCAGAUGAAGGAUAUUUCCUGCACGCAUGGAAUUCCACACUUGAAAUGCCUCAUGGUAUCUUUGCAGUCAGCACCCCUACAGAUACCUCAAUAUGGAUCACAGAUGUUGGAACCGGGGAAUAUGGGCACACAGUUAAACAGUACAGUCCUUCUGGUAAACUUAUUCAAGUCCUGGGUACUCAAGGUAAAGCUGGCUCAGGUUUAAAUCCACUGCAGUUUGAUCAGCCAGCAGAAAUAUUUGUGGAACAAACAGGGGAGAUCUAUAUUGUGGAUGGAGAUGGAGGGAUGAACAACAGAUUAUUCAAACUGUCCACAGAUUUCAAGGAAAUAUGGCUGCGUGGGGAAAAUGGUACAGGUGUUGGUCAGUUCAAGAUUCCUCACAGUGUCACAGUGGAUUCUGUUGGACGGGUGUGGGUUGCUGACCGAGGAAACAAACGAAUCCAGGUUUUCAGUAAAGUCACAGGGGAAUGGCUGGGGUCCUGGAGUAGUUGUUUCGUAGAAGAUGGUCCCUCUUCUGUCAGAUUAACUCCCAAUGAAGAAUAUCUAAUUGUAGCUCAGCUGAGUAUUAACAGAGUGACUGUCUUGGCAGCACCACCAAUAGGAUCCAUUGGAGAUUGCCAUGUGGUAAACACAAUCCAGCUAGCUGAUGAGGUUAAACCACACCUUGUGGAUGUAAAUGUGAAGACUGGAGCAAUUUAUGUUGCAGAAAUUGGUGCACAACAAGUACAAAAAUAUGUACCCUUAAACUAGUUGUUUUCUUUGGUUCAUUCAGCACAAGCCAUUUCUUCUGGAUUACAAGAUCCGUGCUGGAUUUCCUUACGUUCAUUGCAGACUGUGCUUCCACUCAUAAGCGCAGCAUGUUGCACCACUAGAAUGUAUAAAAAAAACUGUUUUGUGACCUGCUCUCACUUUUAUUUUCUGUGUCAAACUCAGGGAGCUAUUUUCUCUUGAUCUGUCAUCAUUUGUUUUUACUGGCGUGUUUUGUGUGUUUUGUUUCAUUUUUGUUAGUUGUUGGGAUUUGGAGAAUGCAUAUUAGUUCCAUUUUACCAUGUUUUACUCUGCUUUUAACUUCAGAGUAGUUUUUCCCCUUGUGUCUUGAUAAAUCAUAAGACAUUAGGUUUGUAAUUAUUCUGCUGGUCUAGGCAUAAUUUCCAUUGUUAAUCAAUAUACACACUCUACCUCCAGUGUCCGGGGUGAAUCUUGUGACUUCUUUGCCUAGCCAGUGCACUCUGUUACCUCCUAAGGUUCUAGCUGGCAGAGAGAAAUGUCUACAUAUUUAAUUUUCCAGAAGCCUUGUCCACUUGAGGCCCUGGACUCUAGCUUAACAUUGCUUCAGGUUUCCUUGGCUCUUUAUGCUAACAUUGUCCAACUCGGAACAAAAAGAUGCAGCAUGUCAUAGUCCCCUUGGCUUCAAUGAGACUUUUGGUACUUCUAGCCAGUGCUGAGACUUUAGCAUCUCUGGCAUCUACCUUAGGUUGACUGUUGACAUCAAAGGCGUCAGUUCUUUACUGAUUUAAGCUAAUGCCAUAUAAAGCACUUUAAAUGAAAUUAAGCAUGUCUUCACAAUGAAGUGACACUGAUUUUUAACUAACUGAAUUUCUAAAUUGAUUUAGUUAAAUGGGUACAAGUUUUAUGUGUAAGCAAGGCCUCAAAGUAGAGUGUGUUGAAGCUUAGCACAUCUGAGCUCCGUGCGGCACAUACUCAGGAUUUACUAGGAGACUUUUAAUCAGCCUUAGGCCUGGAGACCUAUAACAUGCUUUCACUCUCUCAAUCUUGUUGAAACUCAGACACAUCAUCUACAGCAAUAUUUGGCCUUUGGAUUAUUGUUUUUUAGAGAUCAGUCUGAUCUUUUAUUCUGUCUUCAGAUUUUCAAGGACAUUAUUUCAAUAUUAAGCUGCGACUUUCCACUUCUUUUUGAGGGCCUUCUGCUAAUACAUCAGCAGCUAAUUUCUCUUUAGCACAGAACUUGCAAACUUCUUUGUGACUGUUCCAGAGGCAUUAUCUUUAUAGUUCUUCCCCAGGAAGUGUUCACCAUCAUGGAUGUCCCAGCAGUUUAAUGUGUUAUUGCUUAGUUCAAUACCAGGUUCACUGAAAUUGAGGUAUGCUCAGUUUAGCCUUGAAGACCUUUCUUGCUACGGAGUCUAGAUCCUUAUGUAACAUGUUAUAGCAACAGUCUACGUGAAUCAUCAAGGAAGAGUCAGAUUUGAUUGCUAUGUCUGGACAUUAUUGCUGCUUUGUUCAGGCAAUCCUGAACAAAGAGGACUUUGUAUAGAUGGUUGUGAUACUGAAAAAGACACUGUACUGGCAGAUACCUUCAGAUUGGCAGCUCAAGAAGCCUUCCAACUGAUGCAGAUAAUGAAGUUCUGCAUGUGCCUUAGAGACCUCUGUGUCUUUGAGACUUGUCACUCAGACAUCAAUUUUUUAAAAACAUUUUUGGCUGACUUUUGCUGCCCCCCUCAUUCUUGGAAUCAGUGGGAACUAGGUGCCUAAAUGCCUUUGAGAAUCUGGGCCAAAUUGUGUUUGUUCAGUUUAUAGGUACUUGUGGUAUGAACAGAUGUCACCUGGUGGUUAGUAGGAAGCUAUCAAACUCCUUUUCACUGCUAUACUUGUGACCUACUCCAAGAGGUGACUGAUAAGUGCUUGAAAUUGAUUUAUUACAAAUAAUUGAGCAAAAUUACAUUUUAGCAUAAUUUGGCAAAAAGUAAGUCAAGCUUUCACAAUGGAGGACCUUACGACUUAGUUUGAAAGUGUUCCUCAUUUCUGUAGUCUGGUGUGAUGACUUUGGCUGCAUGGGAUUUUUUGAUCUGGGGUAAAAUGGGGAAAAAUCAGACUGCUAAACUUGAACUGUUCAUCUAAAUGACAAUGUUUUGUAUAAAAAAAUUUUUUCAACACAUUUUUCCUGAUUUGCACACUGCUUAGUAAAAUUACUUACUUAGAAGCUAAAA
Messenger RNA from Dermochelys coriacea (leatherback sea turtle), 3267 nucleotides. RefSeq names its product NHL repeat containing 3 (gene NHLRC3). Gene Ontology annotation, biological process: proteasome-mediated ubiquitin-dependent protein catabolic process; negative regulation of translation; protein polyubiquitination. Bases 44 to 1072 code for a protein of 342 amino acids. Gene Ontology annotation, molecular function: protein binding; ubiquitin protein ligase activity; translation repressor activity. NCBI's taxonomy places the organism in Eukaryota, Metazoa, Chordata, Testudines, Dermochelyidae. The record is from RefSeq and is a predicted model, not a curated record. The transcript has 7 exons.